GCAUUAGUAAGGCUUGGAACAAUAACAGGAUGCAGGAUGGGAAAAAGGCGGACACCCAGCUGGGAAGCCUUGGAGACUGUAAAGCUGAACACUCCCUGUAUUGCUUAAUGCAGUGAAAUAACGGAUUUCACUUAGUUCUUUAUAUUCACUCUACUUUAUCCAAUCGAGGCUUGGAGGCUGAUUUUGGAUUCUUCCUGAUUUGGAAUAAAGCCCAGCCCAGGGCUUUCUUCCACAGAGAUGGCAAGAUGCUGCCUUCUCCUGCUUUCUUUGACGCUGGUUCCCACUAGUGCUCAUGGAGAAGAUUUCACAAGGACUGUUGUUAACAGCAAUAUUAACAAGCGCAUAAAGAGAGAGUGGAUCUGGAAUAAAAUGCAUAUUAUCGAAGAACACAAUGGGACUCUACCACAUCAUGUUGGGAGGAUCACAUCAACCAUCAGGAAUCCCAAUGCUAAAUACGUUCUUGAAGGGGAAGGUGCUGGGACUCUGUUCAGAGUGGAAGACAGCACUGGAGAUGUGUCUGCAAAUGAGAGGCUGGACCGAGAGAAGAAAGCUGAGUACCACUUGAAGGCUCACAUUCUUGACCGUUUCACCAAUAAGUCAUUGGAACAACCCUCCGUGUUUCGUAUCAUAGUCUAUGACAUCAAUGACAAUGCCCCAGUUUUUGUACAAAAAGUGUUUAAUGGUUCUGUCUUGGAAAUGUCACCACUAGGAACAUCAGUCACUAAAGUGACAGCUGUAGAUGCUGAUGACCCCACAAUUCUUGGCAAUACUCGUGUUUCCUACAAAGUUAUUCAGGGAAACCAAUACUUCAAAAUAGAUGAUACUGGAACAAUCUACACAGCUGUACCGGAUUUGGACAGAGAAAAAACCCCUGUUUAUACAAUUGUGGUAGAAGCAGUGGAUGGCCACGGUCUACACUCAGAAGAAUCAGGCACUGCUACAGUCCGCAUCUCACUGACUGAUAUCAACGACAACUUCCCAACAUUUAGGAAAAAAAACUUCCAUUUUGAAGUCCCUGAAAAUACCAGGUUAGACGGUGAAGUUGGUAGACUGGAAGUUGAAGACAUUGAUGAGCCACAGAACAGAAAUACAAAGUACAGUUUUGUCCAAGGACCUUACCAAGAUACCUUCAGAAUAGAACCAAACCCCUUCACAAAUGAAGGAAUAAUUAGACCUAAGAAGCCACUGGACUUUGAGAAGGUAUCCUCCUACAAGUUUGAUGUUGAAGCAACUGAUGCCGACAUUAACUAUGCAUAUUCCAGAACGAAAGGAUCCAAGAGUAUUGCAAGUGUAACCAUCAAAGUUCUCGAUGUUGAUGAACCACCUGUCUUUUCCCAACCUUUCUAUAUAUUUGAAGUUCAAGAAGAAAGUGACAUCAAAAAGGUUAUCGGAUCUGUGUCGGCACAUGACCCAGAUAGAGCAAAACGGAAAAUAAGAUAUCACAUCCUGAGAUCCAAUUAUUUCAAAAUAUCCACCACGGGAUAUAUUUCUGCCUUGAAGCCUUUGGACAGGGAAGAAAGUGCCUGGCAUAACAUAACUGUGGCAGCCAAUGAACUGGAGCAAGACAGAAUUGUGCCCAAUCUAGAAACCCACGUACCAGUUUACAUUAAAGUUACUGAUAUAAAUGACAAUGCACCAGAAUUUGCUGAUGUUUACAAUCCUAGAGUGUGUGAAAAUGCCGCACCAGGAAAGACUGUUAUCAUGAUUUCUGCUGUGGACAAGGAUGAAAUGUCACCAGGAGUGAAAUUCAGGUUUUCCUUGGUGUCUGAAGAGAGCAACUUCACUCUAAUUGACAAUCACGAUAGCACAGCGAAUGUCACCGUCAAAUACGGACAGUUUAAUCGGGAACUAGUCAAAACCCAUUACUUGCCUAUCAUCAUCUCUGACAACGGCUCACCCCAGCAGAGCAGCACAAACACCCUUGCCAUCCAUGUCUGCAAGUGCAACGAGGAAGGGGACUUCACUUUCUGCGAAGAGCCAGCAAAACAAAUGGGAGUCAGCGUCCAAGCACUACUUGCCAUCUUGGUCUGCAUCCUCACCAUCAUUGUGAUUAUGGUGCUAAUAGUUAUGAGGAAGCGACACAGGAAAGACCUGAACAUUCUCAGGAAGAAUGUGACGGAUAUCCAUGAGCAGCUGGUGGCCUACGAUGAAGAAGGUGGUGGUGAAAUGGACACCACCAGCUACGAUGUGUCAGUCCUCAACUCAGUCCGCCAGACCAGCAUGAGGUCACCCAGGAUGACCAUGGAGAACAGGCCUUGCGUGUACUCCCGUGUACAAAAGCCCCCAGGAAAUGGGAUCUCGGGCACUGGAGAAAUGGGCAUUAUGAUUGAGAUGAAAAAAGACGAAGCUGACAACGACGGGGAUUUGCUGCCAUAUGACACUCUCCACAUAUAUGGUUAUGAAGGGGCUGAGUCCAUUGCAGAAUCCUUAAGCUCUUUGGGAUCAGGAUCCUCAGACUCUGACAUCGACUAUGAUUUUCUGAAUGACUGGGGUCCCAGGUUUAAAAUGCUGGCAGAGCUUUAUGGGCUGGAACCCAGUGAAGAUCUUCUGUAUUGAGCGUUCUGUAUUGACAGGUUCCCCCAGCCUUAGCCACAGACAAUGUGGCUAAGAAAAUGUUGGUUCAGAAGACGGAACCAACUAGCAAUUCCUGCAUUCCCAAUACCUAAAUCAGCUCAACAUACUUUUUUCUGAGCAGGUUUACAUGACCAGGAUGAUAGACAGCAAAAGCGAUGACUUUUGAGCACUUCAGAAGGGACUCCAUGAGCAUACUAAUGCAUCCUGCACAUGAGGGAGGACCCUGAUUGGGCCACAUAGAGUCCUUUCUGGUGCACUCUGACACAUGUAUGAACAGCAAGGGCAGGGCUAGAUCCCAAGGCACACACACAUUUCAAAGUGUGGCUCUUUCCCAGCCAAGCAUUAAUGAUCCUUUCUUGCUUAUUUUAGUUACUUAGAAUAUCUGCCCUUUUAAGUCAAAACCCACCCAUGAUUCUGGAAGGAACAAUUUCUGGGACUUCAGGGAGUGCAAAUUUCCUAGUCUCGAGUGUAGGUUUCAUUUGAUUGCAACUUCCAUUAUGCAUGUAUAUACAGGCUAACUUUUUAUUCAUUUUUAAAUGCUUUUUUUUUCAAACACAGCUGAAGAAAUUCAGCUGCAUCAGGGAACUUUUCCAAGUUACAAGCCUCAUUAACUGUGAAACUAUCUUAACACUUUUCUUCUUGCUGGUGCCCCCCACCCCUUCUUCCAGGUACUGUAAACAUGGAUAUUUCAAGCAUUUGAUGCUUCCAAGACACCAAUAGGAGAUUCAUCACUGAUUUGACCUUUCCAAAACUAGCCUAGACCUUUCCCAGGUGCUGUGUUGCCUGUUAUCCAGUGGAGGCUGGUGUCCAUUGAGACUGGAAGAGCAGAAGAUAAGGAGGCCAACAGUAGGGGGCACUAAAGCGAGUGAUAGGAGGGGCCAACUAAUUCUAGUUUUGUACCUAUUCUCCUCUCUGCUGAGUUAGACAAUGGCAGCUCUGAGACUAAGUAUGAGGAGGCUGACAGCCUGUGCUACCUCUUGGACCUGUGAGGAAGUAGGUAGGUGGGGGCCAGCUGAGGACAGGCUGAACUUGGAGGGGACAAUGCCCCACUUGCCCCAGUGGACUAGUCUCCAUUGCUGUUACCUCCUCCCCCAGUCUACAUUACAACUGUGCCCUGAUAUCUACUGCUUCUUCAUCCGCCGAGUUCCUCCCCCCCCCAACCAUCCCCAUUCUUCUGUUUACCAUGUUGUCUAAUGAAGACUUCUUUUUGAAAAACUCCAAAUCUUCCCACCUAUUGUGUGAUAUUUUGGUUGCCCUGAUACAGAUUUUCUUGUUUUCUAAUGGGCCAGCAUGACUACCUUUACUUUUUCUGUGAGCAGGGUAUACUCAUUUUCACUAGCAUGCAAAAUCCAAACUAUACAUAUAAGUAUGGUUCUACUAAAUAAUGUAUGGCUAUUAUUUGUUUAACAAAAUAUUCCUACUAAUGAAAGUAGUUGGGUGUAAUUAAUGUAUGUGAUGUUUAACCAGUGAGGUUAACUAUAAAAUCAUUUAAAGCUAUUGUAAGGCAAUUGUAAACGAUAUCCAGUUUUUAAAGUGUCCUAUGAUCCUUGUAUUUUGUAAUCUGUUUGUGUUAAAAGCUACUCUACUGUACAUCAAUGGUUUUUGCACUGGAUAGUUUCAUUUCCUAUUUAAGUUGUAUGUAUGUAUGUUGUGGGUGGGGAGGGUUACUUACAUAAAAGCCAAAUUCAUGUA
Molecule: messenger RNA, 4266 nt
Organism: Podarcis raffonei (Aeolian wall lizard)
Lineage: Eukaryota; Metazoa; Chordata; Lepidosauria; Squamata; Lacertidae
Gene: CDH5
Product: cadherin 5
Exons: 12
Coding region: 238-2556 (772 amino acids)
Biological process (GO): calcium-dependent cell-cell adhesion; cell morphogenesis; regulation of establishment of cell polarity
Cellular component (GO): plasma membrane; catenin complex; adherens junction
Molecular function (GO): calcium ion binding; cadherin binding
Source: RefSeq, a predicted model, not a curated record